Candidozyma haemuli is the source of this 783-nucleotide messenger RNA. RefSeq names its product hydroxyacylglutathione hydrolase (gene GLO2). NCBI's taxonomy places the organism in Eukaryota, Fungi, Ascomycota, Pichiomycetes, Serinales, Metschnikowiaceae. Gene Ontology annotation, molecular function: hydroxyacylglutathione hydrolase activity. Bases 1 to 783 code for a protein of 260 amino acids. The record is from RefSeq and is a predicted model, not a curated record. The transcript has 2 exons.
AUGGUUUUCUAUAGACCAGCCACAUUCAACUCCAUCAAGUCAAGCUUUUCCAAGGUAUUCCAGCGCAACAUGCAUGUCGAAGUGAUUCCUCAGUCCUGGGGUAAGGGCAACAACUAUGCUUAUCUUUUGGUGGAUGAGCCCUCGAAACAUGCCUGGUUGAUUGAUCCUUCGUUUCCCGAGGACGUGAAUGCUUACAUUGCUGAAAAGCGUCCGAACUUCGAGUUGAAGGCCAUUAAGUACCCAGACUUGCCAAUUAUCGCCGGGAAGGACUCGGAAUUGGUCACUUACACACCUUCCCACCAGGAGGUGAUUGACUUGGGCGAUCAAUUGUCCAUCACGGCGUUGCACACGCCGUGCCACACCCAGGACUCUAUUUGUUACUAUGUCAAGGACUCGAAAACGGGCCAGAAGGGCGUGUUUACUGGCGAUACGUUGUUUAUUUCCGGCUGUGGUCGUUUCUUCGAAGGCACUCCAGCUCAGAUGAACACUGCCCUUAACGAAAUCUUGGGUAAGUUGCCUAAAGAGACUGUCACGUACCCUGGCCACGAAUACACCAAGGGUAACCUCAACUUUAGCAAGACCGUUUUGCAAAACGAAGGCAUCACCAAGCUCGAGAACUUCCUCAAGCUGCAUAGCGUCACUGCCGGCCAGUUCACUAUAGGCGACGAGCUUGCGUUCAACCCGUUCAUGCGUCUUCGGGACCCACAAGUGUUGAAGGCAACCGCCAUUUCAGGCGACGUGGACGUGAUGGAGAAGUUGCGUGAAAUGAAAAACAAUGCUUGA